This is a messenger RNA of Procambarus clarkii (red swamp crayfish), 1469 nucleotides long. Its product is annotated as oxidoreductase HTATIP2. Gene Ontology annotation, cellular component: cytoplasm. NCBI's taxonomy places the organism in Eukaryota, Metazoa, Arthropoda, Malacostraca, Decapoda, Cambaridae. The record is from RefSeq and is a predicted model, not a curated record. Gene Ontology annotation, biological process: import into nucleus.
UGUAACACAAACAAGGAGCAACAGUUUCAAACUCAACAAGCCACAAUGUAGGACUGAGAACAGGAGAUCGAUGCUUUUUCACCCACCGGGUUAUUAACCCGUGGAACCGCUUACCCGUCGAAGCCGUAACUGCCAAAACUGUGUUGAGUUUUAAAAUAUACCUAGAAAAGAACAAUGCAAAUGAGGUGGAGGGGGGGACCUUCGACAAGCCGCCGGCUUCCUGUCUUUGUCGAGGCCACUAGGGUUAGUGGCCCCUCAGGUAAAAAGCCACUAAGCAUCAUGAGUGAAGGGAUGACUGCAUUGGUGCUAGGGGCUUCAGGGGAGAUAGGCAAACAACUGGUCCGAGAACUCAUCAACAAUGCUGCAUUUUCCCGCAUCACAUUAGUGACAAGACGCCAGUUAGAUGUUAACAGUGACAAAGUAGAGCAAAAAAUUGUUGACUUUGAAAAGCUAGAUGACUACAAAGAAGCAUUUGAAGGUGCACAGGUUGGUUUCUGCUGCUUGGGAACUACAAGAGGGAAGGCUGGUGCUAAAGGGUUUGUUCAUGUAGACAGAGACUACGUGUCUCAUGCAGCCCGACUAUUGAAGGAAGCAAACUGCCCUCACUUCCAUCUGGUUACCUCGAAUGGUGCUAAUAAGAAUUCAUUUUUUCUCUACACUAAAACCAAAGGUGAAGUGGAGGAACUGGUUAAAGAUUUAAACUUCCCCCAUCUCACGAUAUACCGGCCCUCAUUACUUCUGUGCGACCGUGAGGAGUCCAGACCUUUAGAGAAGGUUGCACAGAUUGUAGUUCGAGGUUUUGACUGGCGAAACAAAGUCAGUGUUGGAACUGACACAGUUGCUAGUGCAAUGAUUGCCAACACCUUAGAAUCCCAAACAUCUGCUAAGUCUGAGGAACCCAAAGUGGAAAUUUUGGAGAAUACAGACAUAUUACGGCUUGGAAUUGACUAGAAUUAUUUUGCAAACUAACAAGCGUUGUGAUUUUUAUGCAUUUCUAGUACUAAGUCAUAUAUUGCUGUUCAUAAAUGUGUUGAAUGUAUUAGUAGAGUAUUUUUUUUUUUUUUUAAGUAUUUGCAAUUUAUAUAUUUUCUCUAAAAAUGCAGUCUCUGAAACACAUUAAGGUUAGUACAGUAGUUUGAAUGCAGUGCUAGAAAACUAAAAUUAUAUUUAUUUAUAAUUCAUUAUGCUAUUGUAUUAAACAGUAACAGGUAGUCAUGGUUUGUAAUGAACAGUAUAUUAUAAAAAAAAAAAAAUUGUCAAAUAGACGAGUUUGAUUAUUAAUGAAAUUAUCACUGUGGAAAUACUAAAGGAAAAGUAUAUACAACACAGGAUAAAACUUUUCCCCAAUUUUCAUUCAAACUAAUGUUUCAGUAUUAGAUCUGCCAUGCAUUCCCAAGUUUGGUGCUAGCCAAUUAAUAUUUUAGUGCUAUUUUGAUUUUGUUCUUUAUUAAAUGGCUUUAUUGAUUUAA